Molecule: messenger RNA, 1884 nt
Organism: Pseudozyma hubeiensis SY62
Lineage: Eukaryota; Fungi; Basidiomycota; Ustilaginomycetes; Ustilaginales; Ustilaginaceae
Product: twinfilin
Exons: 1
Coding region: 1-1884 (627 amino acids)
Biological process (GO): barbed-end actin filament capping; actin filament depolymerization
Cellular component (GO): cytoplasm; actin filament
Molecular function (GO): actin filament binding; actin monomer binding
Source: RefSeq, a predicted model, not a curated record
AUGUCCAACAUCCCGAUCGCCGACGACCUCGCGCAGGCAUUCAAGCAGGCGGACGAGUCGGUGCGUGCCAUCCUCGUCCAGAACGACGGUGGAUUCCUCAAACUCGUCGACACAGCCUCGCCUUCUUCCCCAGACGUGAGCGACAAGGAGGACUUUGUGCCGGUGCUAUCCAAGCUGUUUGCCAACGAUCCUCAGCGCAGCGGGUAUGCGUUGUAUCGUCUCGACAGCCAGUCAGCUUCGGGCGAGUGGGAGUGGCUCUGCUGUUCCUACCAGCCGGAUGGAGCCAAGAUCAAGGAGAAGAUGCAGUAUGCCAUCACGCGCUCUUCGCUCAUGGCCGGUCUCACCGAACGCAACUUCCUGGAGACCAUUUUUGGAGCUACACCCAGAGACUUUUUGUGGCCUACCAAGCUGCGUAAUAGCCGGAAGCAUGACUACCAGAAUCCUCAGCUCAAGACGGCGGGAAUGGCUGCAUCGGAGGCUGCGGGGACGGGCUCGGGCGGUGCAAAGAGGAACUUUGGCUCGGCUGGCAGGACGAACAACUUGAGGUCGGCGGAUGAAUCGUCGAACGAUACGCCCACGAAAGCAGCCGCUGCAGCCUCGAGCGACAACCCUUCCAAUCUAGGAUCCACCUCGGGCGUGACGGGCGUCAACAGCGUCGGCGCAAGCGGAGGCGCAUCUCCAGCGGCGGAACGUCCUGAACUUGUACCCGAGUCGGAACAACCCACGGUAGCGUCGGCACCCGUUCCGAAGAGGUACAAUUCUCACGAGUUCACUUCGGCCUUCAAGAGUCCCACACCGCCUGCGACCGACGCAAAGCUGGAAGAGGCUGCUCCCUUGUUAUCAUCACCUGUUGACAAGGAGGACAACGCCAAGCAAUUUGCUUCCGAGGUGAAAGCGCCGGCCGAGCCGACCACGCCACGCGCAGCCCAAGGGCAGUCAGACAGUCUUUCGCAGCCGACAGUGCCGUCCGACUCGACGCUCGCUGCAGCAGCCAAUGUGGCGUCGGCCGUUCAGAAAGACGAACCGGAAUCAAAGGUGACUACGGCCGAGCAGGAAUUUGUGGAGUCCAAGGCGCCUCAGGAGCCACCGACGCCAUCGGCCGAGACAUCAUCAACACCUCUCUCGCAGCCGACGUUGCCGACCUCGCUCGACCAGGCUAGUUUGGGAGAUGACGUGCCGCAAAAGAAUGCCGUCUCAAUUGAAAAGGGGUCGGGCCCUUCGACGAGUGGCCUCACGCAGCGCGAGGAGGAGCUAGCAGAACUGCGAAGGCUGCAAGCCACCGAGCGCGCUAGCACAAAUAGCAACAGCACGGGAAGCGGUGCCGGUGGACCCGCCGUCGGAUUCAAAUGGGGCGACGGGGUGCUAGAAGCCAUCCAGGGUCUCGCUUCCACCGCCUCUGGAACUUCAGAGUGGAACCUGGUGGUGUUGGCCAUCGAUCUGCGCAGCGAGACGGUGGAACUAGAAUCACCACCUCGCUUCGUCCCACCUGCCGACCUGCCGUCUGCGCUCAGUGCCAACGACCCUCGCAUCGCAUUCUACAGGCUGGACAACGUCUCGAUGCAGACGUCGGGGGAGAGUGUGGUGGCGAUGCUCUACUGCUGUCCAGCCUCGAGCGGUGUCAAGGCGAGGAUGGUGUAUUCGAGCAACGUGUUGAUCAUCAUGAACCACGUCAAGGGUUUCUCGGGUAUGCGCGUGGUCAAGAAGCUCGAGGCGUCGGAUAGGGAUGAGUUGACGCAUGCGCUUGUGGAGGGUGAAGUGGAGGAGAUUUUGAAGCAGGAGAGACACAAGUUUGCGGGUACGGGGUUUGAAGAGGUUCCGCAGACGGUGAUCAAGGAGGGUGGAUUUGCGAGGCCGAGAAAGGCGGGUGCGAGUAGUCGGCAUUGA